ACCUACAAGUUGCCUCACCGGCUGAUCGAGAAGAAGAGGCGCGACAGGAUCAACGAGUGCAUCGCCCAGCUGAAGGACCUGCUGCCCGAGCACCUCAAGCUCACGGUGGGUGGNCACUUGGAGAAGGCUGUGGUUCUCGAGCUCACCUUGAAGCAUGUGAAAGCACUGACCAAUCUCAUUGAGCAGCAGCAGCAGAAAAUAAUUGCUUUGCAGAACGGUUUACAAGCGGGUGACCUGUCGUCGCGAAACCUCGACUCCAGCCAGGAAAUGUUUCGAUCCGGUUUCCAGAUGUGUGCCAAGGAAAUGCUGCAAUACCUGGCAAAGCACGAGAACGGCAAGGACCUCAAGUCAUCCCAGCUGGUCAACCAUCUGCACCGCAUGGCCUCCGAGGUGCUCCAGGGCGGAGCCGGCCGCAAGUCCGGAGAUAUCCCUCCUAAAAUGGUGGACCUGAAAGAGAAGCCCGUCUCCUUGACCAAAGCAGCGGAAGGCCACGGGAAGAACUGCGUGCCCGUGAUCCAGAGGACAUUCGCUCACUCCAGCGGGGAGCAGAGCGGCAGCGACACCGACAAGGACCGCGGGUACGGGGGCGAGCUGGAGAAAAGUGACUCCAAAUCCGAACAGCAGUAUUUCAAAAAGGAUACCGAACUCAAGUACGCUGUCCAGGAGAGAAUAAGCUCGAUUAAGCAAGAGACUGAGGACCCACCGGCCAAAAGGAGCAGGCUGGAGUCGCCGGAGGACGAGGGCCCUUUUGGCAGCGACAUGAUGGGCCCUUCCAGCGGCUUCCUGGGCCCCCACGCUCACCAGCAUUUCUACUUGAUCCCACCGUCCGCAACGGCCUAUCUGCCCAUGCUGGAGAAGUGCUGGUACCCGGCGUCCGUCCCUGUCUUGUACCCCAGCCUCCCGGCCUCCGCCGCCGCGCUCACGGGGUUCAUGAACCCUGACAAAAUCUCCCCGCCUCUGCUGAUGCCCCAGAGACUCCCUUCUCCCGUACCGGCCCAUUCCCCCAUCGACUCCUCGGCUCUGCUUCAAGCUUUGAAGCAGAUUCCUCCUUUGAACUUGGAAACCAAAGACUAA
Molecule: messenger RNA, 1074 nt
Organism: Apaloderma vittatum (bar-tailed trogon)
Lineage: Eukaryota; Metazoa; Chordata; Aves; Trogoniformes; Trogonidae
Product: class E basic helix-loop-helix protein 40-like
Biological process (GO): regulation of transcription by RNA polymerase II; anterior/posterior pattern specification; regulation of neurogenesis
Cellular component (GO): nucleus
Molecular function (GO): RNA polymerase II cis-regulatory region sequence-specific DNA binding; DNA-binding transcription factor activity, RNA polymerase II-specific; protein dimerization activity
Source: RefSeq, a predicted model, not a curated record